AUGGGACACUCAAAAUACGACGGAAUACGGGAAACGGAGUCCAAAAGAGUGAAAGUUUACGUGUUGGAUCAAAAUGAAUGGAAAGAUACGGGAACAGGCUUCUGCGUGGGCAAGUUGGGCGACUCCACGGGCGGAGAGGCCCCCGAUACGGAUGAUAAAGAGGGAAAAUUAGCCGCUUAUUUGGUGGUUAGCGACGAAGGGUCGCCAGAUAAGACCCUCCUGCUGUCGAAACUAGAAGGAAAUAUCGAAUACCAGCGACAGGAAGAGACCCUGAUAGUUUGGAAGGAGCUUUCGGGUCAAGAUAUCGCGCUCAGCUUCGAAGAGAGUACGGGUUGCGACGCGUUGUGCGACUUUAUCAUAUAUAUUCAAAAGACAACGGAAUCCAAUAUCUCGCUCGUUGCGGUGCGUUCCAACGAUGAUGGAAUGGGAUCUGUUCACGAAAUUAUAACAGGACCAGUGAAUUUGCCCUCCAACUCUACCAGUCAGGACGAAAAAUUGCUAAUGGACGCGCUAAAGAUACUCAACGAGAACACGGCAUUUGAAUACUUGCGUACAGAGACGGUAGAAUUUAUCCUAAAGGAGAACUACAUCUCAACACUGAUACAGGUCUUCAAUCAUGCAGAAUCGAAAUGUGCUCUCCGACAGCUAUUAAUCCUGAGCAACAUUAUCAAAACCCUCACGUUAUACAGCAACAGAGACAUCUUGGAGCAAAUGGUAGAUGAUGAUCACAUCAUGGGAGUCGUAGGAAUUUUGGAAUACGACACUGAGUUUCCGUUGAGUAAAGCUAACCACCGCGAAUAUCUACGAAAUACAGGUCCUCAUUUUCGGGAAGUCGUGCCCCUCGAGAGUGACAGCAUGAAAAAAAUCAUCAAAGAGACUUACAGGUUACAAUUUUUGAAGGACGUUGUGCUGGUUCGCUUCUUGGACGAUCAUAGCUUCAACCUAAUAUCUCACGUUAUACAAGACUUACAGCAUUGCAUCAUCGAGUUCAUUCAAAGAGAACCUUUUCUAUUGAAGUUGAUGGCUCUUUUUACAGGGAAUAAUCGAUUAGAUACUAAGAGAGAUGGCGUAAGAAUGCUGCAUCAGUGCGUCCAGAUAACGAAAAAUUUGGAGCAUUCAGAAAAGUCCAGGUUUUUUAAAGCAUUAGUGAGGACCGGAUUGUUCAAGAUAUUGGAUUUUGCAUUCGGCAUAGAGACAGAUAGUGGGAUCAGAAUCUUAGCGACGGAUAUGGUGAUAAGCAUUAUAGAACACGAUAUCCUAUUGAUCAAUACGGUACAAAAUGAGCUUGUCAACCAGCAAGAGGACUCUGACGAGAGCCAACAAGAAGGCUUCAUUCACGAUUCUGCCUUCGUCACUCAACAUACUGUUUCCUCAGAUGUGUCACUCCUAUCUAUCCUGUCGAAAAUUCUUCUGACAGACAAGAAUAUGGGCUUGAAAGAACAAGUUGUGCAGGCACUCAACACGCUACUCCAUCCCGAAGGUUGCAUGGGUGCGGAAUCUGAUUAUAACGACUCUGGGAACUUGGAUAUUGUUAUGAACUCAAGUGAUGGGCGCGGAAAUGGAUUAGGCAGCGACGGUUUAAGUGAUAACAUGAGCUUUCAGAUGACAGAGUAUUUCAGUAAUUUUUAUACUCAGGUCGCACCACUUCUGUUUGCUCCCCUCAUCAACGACACAUUUGGACAUACGAAGGAUGACAUUUUACUCAAUUACUUGGUGAAGUUGAUUAGCUUUAUCGCCACAGAACACGAUCGGCGAAUGUCACGAGAAUUCAUCUUGGAAAACAACAUUCUCUUGAACAUAAGCAAGCUUAUGGCACCCCAGUACAUGUUGCAGCUGCGAUUAGCGGUUGUGAGGUGUUUAAAGGGGAUUGUCUGCCUGAAUGAUGAGUAUUAUCACAGACAUUUGAUCUCAGAAAAUCUUUACGACCCACUUUUCCAACUGCUCCGAGAGAAUCUAAACGAGGACAAUAUGGCGAACUCUUCUCUGCUAGAUUUUUUUAAGAUUGUCUCAUCACAAUGCUUACAAGCACAAGAGCUUCAGUCUCAGGAUAAAAGGAAUUUUGUUGCUUUGAACAAGCACCUGGUGAAACAGUAUAGAAAGGAUUUAGAAGCUGUUGACUACGUUCCCUUCACUAAGGAAAUGAUUCGAAUGUGCGAAGAAGGAGAGAAGGUACCGGGAGGACUUGGUACGGAAGCGGAAAUGAAAUUGGGGAACGAAGGCAAAAGGACAUACUCAGAAUUGUUGGAGGCAGGCAAAGUGCGAGAUCAAAACGUUGACGAAGAACCAACGCUUACAUUUAAAAAGGCCAUGGAAAAGGUUACCUUUGCACCACCGCCAACAUCUCUUGAAAAAGAAGUUCUCAGCAGUAAGGAGUGA
Messenger RNA from Lachancea dasiensis, 2376 nucleotides. Lineage: Eukaryota; Fungi; Ascomycota; Saccharomycetes; Saccharomycetales; Saccharomycetaceae. The record is from the annotation of a GenBank genome assembly.